This is a messenger RNA of Falco peregrinus (peregrine falcon), 1514 nucleotides long. RefSeq names its product autophagy related 12 (gene ATG12). The transcript is spliced from 4 exons. The coding region runs from base 8 to 436 and encodes 142 amino acids. Gene Ontology annotation, cellular component: cytoplasm; phagophore assembly site membrane; Atg12-Atg5-Atg16 complex. Gene Ontology annotation, biological process: C-terminal protein lipidation; autophagy of mitochondrion; nucleophagy. The record is from RefSeq and is a predicted model, not a curated record. Lineage: Eukaryota; Metazoa; Chordata; Aves; Falconiformes; Falconidae.
GAGCAGCAUGGCGGAAGCGGAGAAGAAGUCACUUGCCUCGCCUCAGAGCGAGGGCCGAAGCGAGCGCGGGGAGGAGACCCCGGAAGGCGGAUCCGCAGCGGCGGCUGCUAACCCGGCCCCGCCUCCGGCCGGCUCGCCGGGCACCGAGGAGCCCGCCGGCGACACGAAGAAGAAAAUUGACAUCCUGCUGAAGGCCGUGGGCGACACGCCUAUCAUGAAGACCAAGAAGUGGGCCGUGGAGCGGACCCGCACCAUCCAGGGCCUCGUUGACUUCAUCAAGAAGUUCCUCAAGCUGAUGACCUCCGAGCAGCUGUUCAUCUAUGUAAACCAGUCUUUUGCUCCAUCUCCAGACCAAGAAGUUGGGACCCUCUAUGAGUGUUUUGGAAGUGAUGGCAAGCUUGUACUGCAUUACUGCAAAACUCAGGCAUGGGGAUGAAUGACAAGCCGUACAGUUGUUUAGGUGUUGUCUUCAAAAAUGGAGAAGGGAAUAACUUAAACUCAAUCUGUAAACACACAGAAAGAAGGAAUUUUGUAUUUCUGCUUAUGUACAUUUAUAAAAAUUACGCAGAUGAAUACCAUAAAAGAAGAGUUACCUAUGCUAUCCAAUCAUGUAGCUUUUUUCUGAUGUACAUCUGAGAUGCAGAAAAAAUCUUCAUCUGCCAUCUACAGAGUGAGCCAGCUGUCUUGCUGCUGAGUUCUCAGUUGCUGUAUCUGAAGGGAAACUCUUUCACAGUUGUCUGGAGGACUGACUGGACGGUCCUGUCACUCUGUAUGCUGUACUGAAGAUAAAAGUUACCUUUUAAAGGGGACAUUUAUUGUACAUGUAGCCUGGGAUUCAUUUAACUUCUGACAUGCUGUACAUCUGUUAUGUGCGUUCUGUUAUUUGUGAAGUCUUCAUCUUGAAUAUGCACCAUCUCAUGUCAUUGCAAGGCAGUAUUUUCAUUUUUUUCCUCAUAGUUAAUAUGUAGGUAUUGAAGUAAUUAGAUUAUAUACCACCCUGUGCCUUCAUCAUGUCAGUAGUUUAGGUACCUCAUUUAAACGGUUCACCAUAAUGGUAGGCCUCAGAAAUACUUUCCUCCCGCCCAGGCUGUGUAGUGAUUCGUUGAAGGUUGAGCUAGCAGCUGACAAAGUGUUUCUCUUGUAAUAACUAGCAUCAUUAGUUGAAUGAUGCAACUACUCAUUGCAUCUUCAGCUAAUGAAGAAGUGGACAUGAGGUGCUAAAAAGCUACUGGUAUCUGUUCUCCUUUUGGCCCUUGUUAUUUUCCAGGUUCACCAGCUGCAUGUUCCAUCAACAAAGUAGAAUGCAUUUAUAUCCUUUUGAUAAAUCAUAAAUAACAUAAUGAGAAUUUUUCUUUUCUCAUCCUGGGAGGACUUGGUAUCUGGACUAUGGUGCUGACCUUUGCUUUUGUUGGAGGGCUUGGGGGGGGUGGGGGUGGUUUUUUGUGAGUUUAUUUUAAAUGCCUGCUGUACAAUCUGUUAUGUUUGUUUAAGCUGACUAAAUCAAACAUUAGUCA